ACAAGAAAAUAAUUGGUGGGCAACAGCAGGUUGGUUUUUUGGAGUCGCAGGGAAUUCCUGGCCUUUCCAUGAUGGGAGAAAGGACUGAUGGUCCCACGGCUCAUAACUCCCUGGCUGAGUACAGCCCUGUCGAUAAAUCGGACAAGACAGAUCCCAGCGACAGCUCUGAAAUGCCUGAUGGAAACCAAAACACAAUGCAACUGAAGAAAGAAAUAUCACUGCUAAAUGGGAUAAGCCUUAUAGUAGGCAACAUGAUUGGUUCAGGUAUCUUUGUGUCUCCCAAAGGAGUUCUCAUCUACAGCAAAUCUUACGGAUUGUCUCUAAUAGUUUGGGCAAUUGGAGGGAUUUUCUCAGUCUUUGGAGCUCUCUGCUAUGCUGAACUCGGAACCACUAUUACCAAGUCUGGAGCCAGCUAUGCUUAUAUCUUGGAGUCUUUUGGAAGCUUCAUUGCUUUUAUUCGUUUAUGGACCUCGCUCCUAAUUGUCGAGCCAACCAGUCAGGCCGUCAUUGCCAUCACCUUUGCUAACUACCUAGUUCAACCUUUCUUCCCUUCUUGUGAUCCUCCAUAUUUUGCUUGCCGCCUCAUAGCAGCUGCUUGUGAAUGUCUUCUAACAUUUGUAAAUUGUGCCUAUGUUAAGUGGGGAACACGGGUCCAGGAUAUAUUUACUUAUGCUAAAGUCAUUGCUCUUAUUGCCAUCAUCAUAACUGGACUUGUUAAAAUCUGCCAGGGACACUCAGCACAUUUUGAGAACUCUUUUGAGGGAUCCUCUUUUGAUAUUGGAGACAUUUCCCUUGCCCUCUAUUCUGCCUUGUUCUCUUACUCUGGUUGGGAUACGCUCAAUUUUGUAACAGAAGAGAUCAAAAACCCGGAAAGGAACUUGCCCCUGGCUAUUGCUGUGUCUAUGCCAAUCGUGACUGUUAUCUACAUUAUGACCAACAUAGCUUAUUACACAGUGCUGGAUGUUAAUGCUGUUCUUUCUAGUGAUGCGGUGGCAGUGACGUUUGCUGACCAGGUGUUUGGUAUCUUCAGCUGGACAAUCCCCAUUGCUGUAGCCUUUUCUUGUUUUGGUGGACUUAAUGCUUCAAUUCUAGCAUCAUCAAGGCUGUUUUUUGUGGGAUCUCGGGAAGGCCACCUUCCUGAUCUGUUGUCCAUGAUCCACAUAAAGAGGUUCACACCUGUGCCUGCACUGCUCUUCAAUUGUAUUAUGACCCUCAUCUACCUGGCUGUAGAAGAUGUUUUUAAGCUUAUUAAUUACUUCAGUUUCAGUUACUGGUUUUUUGUUGGUCUGUCGAUUGCUGGACAAUUGUAUCUACGUUGGAAGGAACCAGAUCGACCUAGGCCUCUAAAGCUGAGUGUGGCUUUCCCAAUAAUAUUCUGUAUAUGCUCAGUAUUUCUGGUGGUAGUACCACUCUAUAGCGACACAAUAAAUUCGUUGAUUGGAAUUGGCAUUGCUUUGUCCGGAAUUCCAGUCUAUUUUUUGGGAGUCUAUUUACCUGCAUCUAGGAGACCUGCUUUUAUCAACAAGCUUUUAGGUGCAGUUACACGAAACAUGCAGCUGCUCUGUUACUGUGUGUUAACAGAGAUGGACACAAACGAAGAAAAGAAGUCAGAAAUCAAAUCKAACUAAAACUGCAAAGUCAUGACAAGAAGCAGGAGGGAAGAUAAAGCAGUUAUUACAAUGAAAGGGAAGAAACGCAACUGGAAAAACGGAAAAACUGGCUCCAGUGUCUUUCAGAAAUACUGAACAUGUGCUUAUGUGCAGUUGGAACAGAUAUUCACCCAGAUGUCAUCCUCCUAAACUGUGGCAUUUUUCAGGGCAUGUUCUCCUUAGCUGAUCAUUAGCUACAUAUUUUGGGCACAUAAGCAAUGCCUCGAUACCAUUCAGGAAUGGUAUUAGAAUGGUUAAGAAGGAGAGUUGGAUUUCUAAAUUGGAGCUAAUGGAUCAAAUUAGUUUUAUGCGGACCUAGACAAUGGAAUAACAUUUUCUCAAGUUACACUGAAAACCACUUUGAGGUAAAAGACUAAAAGUCAUUUCCAGCUCAAUUCUGAUGAAUGCUUGCAUGAAAUGAUCUGCCAUCUCAGUUCUUAUUCCAGGAGACAACUGGUCACUACAAACAAAAUUAYUGGCAGGAAAAGGAAAACCAUUUAUGCUACGGUUUAAAAUGGUUUAAAGACUGAAGCACCUUUUCUUCCUUAAACCUAGGCAUUUCAUUUUGUAUACCAUACUGAAGUGUGGUAUCUUCUGUUGCAAGGAUUUAAUCAACUUUCAUGAGAUUGAAAUUCCUUAGCACUAAAGAUUUGAUUAACAUUUGAUUAUGCAUGGAUUCUUCCCUGCUAGCUUGUAAAUACUUGGUCAUCUUCUGACAAGUCUGUUUUGGAACUUUCA
Nothoprocta perdicaria is the source of this 2387-nucleotide messenger RNA. RefSeq names its product solute carrier family 7 member 6 (gene SLC7A6). Gene Ontology annotation, molecular function: L-amino acid transmembrane transporter activity. The coding region runs from base 69 to 1628 and encodes 519 amino acids. Gene Ontology annotation, biological process: amino acid transmembrane transport. The transcript is spliced from 10 exons. NCBI's taxonomy places the organism in Eukaryota, Metazoa, Chordata, Aves, Tinamiformes, Tinamidae. Gene Ontology annotation, cellular component: membrane. The record is from RefSeq and is a predicted model, not a curated record.